AUGGCAGAGAAGUUGGUGAAUGUGAGGUAUAACUAUGAUGGCACAUUCAACAAGACAAGUUAUUCAGGGGGGAAGAGUAUUAUUUUCAACUGCCAAGACGUGGAUGAAUUUUCAUAUACAGUGGCGCUAGAAAAUGUCAAGGAUUGCCUCAACUGUACUGAAAUUGGAGGAUUAUAUGUGCUGAAUGGAAAACCCCUACAAUGGAAGCUUCUGAAGUGUGAUUCAGAUUUGCUUCAACUGGUAGAUGCCUGCGAAAGUGGUGGGGACAUAAAUAUAUAUGUGGAUUGUGUUGUUGACAAAGAAUGCAAGCCACUGGAGCCAGGGGUGCCAUUUCUAGUCGUACGACCAAGAAAGAACAUACUUAAAGAACAUCUACAAAUCAAACAGAAUAGGCGUACUUUUGUUUCUUCACACCAACUACAGCAACAAAGGCAAAGCAAGAGGAUUCCAAGGUCACCUCAGAUGCAGGAGGUUGAACAGAACAAGCUUCCAAAAUCACCACGUUUGCAGGAGCUAGCGAAGAAGAAUCUUCGAAGCUCAACUCAUUUGCAAGAGGUUCAAAACAACAAUCUGCCAAAGACACCUCCAAAGAAUCUUCGAAGCUCAACUCAUGUGCAAGAGGUUCAAAACAACAAUUUGCCAAAGACACCUCCAAAGAAUCUUCGAAGCUCAACUCAUUUGCAAGAGGUUGAAAACAACAAUCUGUCAAAGUCACCGCGUUUGGAGGACCUACAGAAGAAUCUUUCAAGCAACCCUCAGUGGAAGAAAGAUGUAAGCCCCAACGCUGUAUCUGCAUUGGUGGCGAAAAGGAGGUUACACUUAUCAAAAUUGGAUACAAUUGAGUCGGGCCGAGUGAAUGAGUAUGAGCUGCGUAAAAUUCAGAAUGUGGAAGAAAACAAAAAAAAGUUCAAGGAACUCGGAUUAGGAAAAUAUGCUGCUAAUCCAAUUAAGCCGAUAGUCCAGCAGAGUACAAAGGAAAAUAAGGAUCGGGAAGAUCCUGAAUAUGUUGUGGAAAAUGAGACGGGAGAUGAAAGUGAUGACACUUCAGAGGGAAUCAAAUCUGUCCAGAAACGGAAAGCAAUACCUGGUCCCAGAACUCGUUCGCGAGCAAAUGAUAAGGAUUUGGGUGAUAAGGAUCCGGUGGAUCCUAUCGACAAAGGCAAAAAGGUUGCUGCUGCUAGUACCAAAAGUGCAAAACUUAUAAAGCCAACAUGCAGCAAACUGCUAAAACAAGGGGAUAAUUCUGCACCAAGUGGUACAAUUGCUGCGUAUAUGGCCCUGCGAGAACGUCAGAAGCAGAAUCUUGAAGCUGAAAUGAGGAGAGAGGAUGUUGGUGAUACAGAUUUACAAAAUGGAAGUGAAGGUGAAGAAGUAGAAGAAGAACCUAAAAGACGUAGAGGACGUUCAAAAAUGUUAAAAGUUCAUGCUAGGACUGCUGCUGAAAAGAUCUUUGUUAAACUGAGUAAACGAGGUCAACCAAUUGGAGAGCGCAAAACUAGAUCCGAGUUGAGCAAUUUCCUGGGGACUCUAGUUAAGGAUCACGUGUCACUUACUUAUGUUAAUUGGCAUGUUGUUCCAGAUGAUUUGAAGAAGAAAAUGUUGGAAUAUACUUUGGAGAGGUUUGAUAUAGCACCAGAAGGGGAAAAGUGGGUGUACAAGACACUUAAUUCAUCCUGGAGAACACACAAGUCUCGUGUCAAGCUGAUGCAUUACUCCCAAUUUGACAAUGAUGAGGAGAGGAUUCAAAACAGGCCGGAUCAUAUUCCGCUCGAGGAUUUUAAGAUGCUGUUGGACUACUGGGCGGACGAUGGAGUUCAGAUUUUGGCUGAGGAUAAUAAGGCUCGUCGCAAUAUGUAUGUUGAGACACACACUCUCGGUUGCAAGAGUCUUGCUGAGCUUAGAACAACACUGAAACAAGAUGACCCAAAUCAGAGGUCCCCAUCAGAGGCUAAAAUAUUUGUAGAAAGUCGCAAGCGCAAGCCUGGGCACGAGUACAAGUUAAGUCCAAAAGAGUCUGUUGAAAAGAUAACGAAAGAAGGAAAUGAUGCAGCUGAGCUCGUUCCCAAAAAGAAAAAGAACCGGCCAGAUUGGUUGGUGGGAAGGCAAGGUAAAACAGCAGCUUCGACAGAAACUCCAGUUGAUCCGGUUACACAAUCUACAGUCGAGGAGCUGCGCACAAAGAUUGCUCAGCUAGAGAGUGAGAUGGAAGCAAAGGUCAAUACAAAAGUUCAACAUAACAUGGCCUGGUUGCUGAAGAAACUCGGAGAGGCAAAUCCGGGUCUGAAAGUUGACAUUACUCAUGACUUUUGUGCAACUGUUUCUAGUGAUGGAGAUCAAUUUGGCACUCCAAUCACUCCUGGCACCGCUUCUGGAACCGCUCCUGGCACCACCCAUGGCACCACCGACUCUUUAAUAUAA
This is a messenger RNA of Daucus carota subsp. sativus, 2418 nucleotides long. RefSeq lists its product as uncharacterized. The transcript has 9 exons. Bases 1 to 2418 code for a protein of 805 amino acids. The record is from RefSeq and is a predicted model, not a curated record. Lineage: Eukaryota; Viridiplantae; Streptophyta; Magnoliopsida; Apiales; Apiaceae.